Molecule: messenger RNA, 609 nt
Organism: Scedosporium apiospermum
Lineage: Eukaryota; Fungi; Ascomycota; Sordariomycetes; Microascales; Microascaceae
Exons: 4
Coding region: 1-609 (202 amino acids)
Biological process (GO): proton transmembrane transport
Cellular component (GO): proton-transporting V-type ATPase, V0 domain
Molecular function (GO): proton-transporting ATPase activity, rotational mechanism
Source: RefSeq, a predicted model, not a curated record
AUGGGUCUAUCAUAUUAUGGCUCCGGGGUCUUAGCCUUCGCCCUGUUGGUGGUUGGAGCUUAUAUGCUCUUCACCGGUAGCGGCGAAUCCUUCAGCCCCGGCAACUUUAUAGAAUCCGUAUCUCCUCUGGCGUGGGCGAGUACGGGUGUAGCUCUUUGCAUGGGUCUCUCCGUCGUCGGAGCUGCUUGGGGUAUCUUUAUCACAGGAUCGUCGAUCCUCGGCGCCGGCGUGAAAGCUCCCCGAAUUCGAACCAAGAACCUCAUUUCCAUCAUCUUCUGCGAAGUCGUCGCCAUCUACGGCCUCAUCAUGUCCAUCGUCUUCACGGCAAAGAUUAACGCUCUCGACGGAGAGGGGAUGGAUUCUCCGAAUACCGCGUUUGUUGCGUAUGGCAUCUUCUGGGGUGGUAUCACCGUGGGCAUGUGUAACCUCGUUUGCGGCGUGUCUGUCGGUAUCAACGGCAGCGGUGCUGCCCUUGCCGAUGCGGCUGAUGCCUCGCUCUUCGUCAAGAUUCUUGUCGUCGAGAUUUUCAGCUCCGUCCUCGGUCUCUUCGGUCUCAUCGUUGGGCUUCUGGUUUCCGGUAAGGCCGGCGACUUCGGCCAGAAGGCGUGA